UGAAAGACUCUAACGCCCAGAUCAAUGGCUGAAAUGCAAGCUGUGGAGUCUUGAAUCAGUUUCCUCGGCCAGGCGUGCCGAGGGCAGUCCUUAUAGGGUCCUCGUAGCCGUCCAAGAUGGCUGCCCCCGUGCUGAAGGCACUGCGGUCCGGGCUCGGCCUGGUCCCGGGAGUCACUUGCGCUGUCUGGCGUGUUCCAGGGCCAGCCCAGGUGAGAUGGAGCCGCUACGGUCCUGAGUUCAGGGAUCCUCUAGUUGAUAAAGAACAUUACCGCAAGCCCGAGACCGAGCUCACCGAGGAGGAAAAAUAUGACCAGGAGCUCAAGAAGACUCAGCUCAUCAAAGCAGCCCCAGCGACGACAACAUGCUCUGUGUUUGCAGACCCAGUGAUCAGUAAAUUCACCAACAUGAUGAUGAAAGGAGGAAAUAAAAUACUGGCCAGAUCCCUUGUGACCCAGACUCUAGAAGCUGUGAAAAGGAAGCAGUUUGAGAAGUACCAUGCUGCUUCUGCAGAGGAACAGGCAACCAUCGAACGCAACCCCUACAUCAUCUUCCACCAAGCACUGAAAAACUGUGAGCCUGUCAUUGGCCUUGUACCCAUCCUCAAGGGUGGCCAUUUCUACCAGGUCCCUGUGCCCCUACCUGACCGACGUCGCCGAUUCCUGGCCAUGAAGUGGAUGAUCACUGAGUGCCGAGAUAAUAAACACCGGCGGACAUUGAUGCCAGAGAAGUUGUCACAUGAGCUGCUGCAGGCUUUUCACAAUCAGGGCCCCGUGAUCAAGAGGAAGCAGGACAUGCACAAGAUGGCUGAGGCCAACCGUGCCCUGGCCCAUUACCGCUGGUGGUAGAGAGAAAGGAGAGGGUCUGGGAGGAGCCCGAGGCCCUCUACCCGACUGAAAAGUCCCUGUGUGUAAAGGAUGUAGUUUGAAGCUGGGCAUGGUGGUACAAGCCUAUAAUCCCAGUACUUGGGAGGCUGAGGCAGGAUUUUUCGGUGUUAGAGGCCUGCCUGGACUACAAAGUAAGUUCAAGGACAGCCUGAACUACAUAGGGAGACCUUGUCUCAAAACAAAACAAGAAAAACACUGACACAAAGGCUGUAGUUCUUUUUUGAGGAGGGAGCGGCCUGUUUAUUGUCCAUUGACCCUUUGUCAGUGGGGCUGGAACUGCCUCUCUGUGCCCCGUCUUAUAAAGAUGAAACAUUGGGCCGGGGAUUUAGCUCAGUGGUUCUGGUGUCUGCCUCCCAAGUGCAAGGUCCUGAGUUCAAUCCCCGGUUCCAAAAAAAAAAAGAAGAAACAUUGACUUGGAAAUUUCCUCUAAGAAACUCAGGGCCUAGUCUCCCCUUUCCUCAGCUCAGGACAGACCUUUGGAUGCGAAAGGGAAGAAGCUGUAGCAUCAGAAGAUACUUGCCCUUUAUUAGAAAAUCCUCUCCCUGAUAACAGAAGUAUUGUUGAUUAAAACUCAUUGAAGGAAA
Heterocephalus glaber (naked mole-rat) is the source of this 1468-nucleotide messenger RNA. It is a transcript of the gene Mrps7, whose product is annotated as mitochondrial ribosomal protein S7. The record is from RefSeq and is a predicted model, not a curated record. Lineage: Eukaryota; Metazoa; Chordata; Mammalia; Rodentia; Bathyergidae. Gene Ontology annotation, biological process: translation.